Molecule: messenger RNA, 703 nt
Organism: Cladocopium goreaui
Lineage: Eukaryota; Dinophyceae; Suessiales; Symbiodiniaceae
Source: the annotation of a GenBank genome assembly
GUAUCCCUAUUUUUUGGUGCUUUUUGAGGACAUCCCUACAGAUGGACUUCCAAAAUGCACACAUUUCCUUCCAAACGGUGCUAGUUUGGGGGGUAUUUUGGUGGUAUCCCGAUUGUGAACCCCAAAGAAUCAACAGAUUUAACACGGUUAAACAUAUGAGAACGAAAGUGGAACCCCAACACCAGAUGGUUAGAAGAUGAUAAUUCGGACUGGAUUUGGCAAUUGUGGAUUCGAUGCUCAAUUGGCUUGCGCCCGGAUGGGUACAUUGUGUCCCCGUUUAAAGAAGAUAGGCAAUGUGCCCUUGGGAUGUCUUGUACCAGGUUCGACAUUGUUGGUGGCUCCGAAGCAGGAACCAAGCUGAUGAACGUCUGUCAGCGACCUUGGAGCUUGUGUGAGAACUUGGGGGCCACAGAGAGCAUCAUUACGGCCUGCGCGGUGAUGACGCACGCCAACAUGCUGAAGGAGGACCGACUCAAGGUCGGCAUCACAGACGGCUUCAUUCGCAUCAGCUGCGGCAUUGAGGAUUCUGGGGACCUCAUCAAGGCCCUGGAAGUGGCCCUUGAGCAGAUCUGAGGCGGCAAGGCACCUUUGAUGGCUUCAAGUAGAAUGGCCUCACUGCUCACUUAGUAGCCUGACAUUCAUGACACUCUCUGGAUGGUGCAUAGAUGUUCAAUUUGUUUUCUUGCGUGGUUGCAGAAGAAAA